Molecule: messenger RNA, 1656 nt
Organism: Anastrepha ludens (Mexican fruit fly)
Lineage: Eukaryota; Metazoa; Arthropoda; Insecta; Diptera; Tephritidae
Exons: 3
Coding region: 42-1205 (387 amino acids)
Source: RefSeq, a predicted model, not a curated record
GCUAACUUGCAACAACAAAAUAUUUACAACUUGCAUAAUUCAUGACUAAUUUAACUGUUGUUCUAGCUAAAUAUUUCAUCAACCGCACAAUUCUGACGCAAUCGAAAAUGCAGCCGCACUCACCCCCCACCAAUCACUUGCGCUACACCGCCUUGUUACUCAUCAUUUGUGGCACACCUGUCGCCUUGGCCGCCAACGCCGACGCUGCCAAGCCCAACUGCGGCGCCAGCACUGCUGCCAAGCACAUCCAACUGUUGCAACCGUCGAGUCCACCACUCAAAUGCAUCUAUCACAUAAACACCUACAGCCGACAAGUGUGCCAGCUACGCAUCGAUUUUUCGAUGACCCUCGCCCAGCCCAGCAUACCCGAUGCGCAGAACGGCUUGUGGUAUGUGCAAUGUGUGAACGAUUAUUUCGCGGUUAAUAGCUUGAGACUUUGCGGCUCGGAAACGGCGCAACACAUUUAUGUACCACUCAAUGGCACCGCCGGCGCGCAGAGUGUCGAACUGAGCAUUAUUUUGGCGGCACGCGCUGGCCGUAAUGGACAUUUACCCAUACCGCGCUGGAAUAUGGUCGUGACACAACUGGAGUGUCUGCCGAGUGCGGCGCUGCGUAGUACACUGGAUUUGGCACAGCAGGAAGACGAUGAGCAAGGCCAUGUAGACAUGCAACUGAUGGCAGGAGCGCCGCAGGAGAAUAUGGAGAUUGAGAAAACUGUGCGCUCUAUAGUACCACACGCCAACUUCAGUGAUAGUUCUCUCAUUGCACCAACGGGUUGUUUGCAAUAUUUCCCACAGCCCACAGGCACUAUUACCUCGUUCAAUUAUAACGGUGGUGGUGGCAUUUAUAUGGGCAACUUGAAUUAUGCGAUCUGCUUCCGUCGCCCACAAUCGACCAAACUACUUGAACUCAAGGUACGCUACUUCAAACUGGGUGCCGAAUAUAGCCACCAGAAAUUUCAGGAACUGGACAAUUAUUGCCGACCACAGUUGCACAGCGAGGGUUUAAGUGAAGACUAUUUGUUGAUACCGCAGGCCACUAUCGAGGACAGCAACAUACGCGCCACACAUUUCUGUGGCAGUAGCAUACAGGGUGACACUGUUACGAGCACCAACCCAGGCCCUUUGAUGCUGAUUUUCAACAGCGAUGGCAACUACAAAGCCGGACGGGAAGUUGGCUUCGCUUUAAGCUACAGGGUAGUGUAGAUGUACAGACUAAAAUUGCUAAGCAGCUUGCACGCAAAAAGCUCAAUAAAGCACUCCCAGUUGCCGCUUGAAAUUUCGUGAAACUUAACUUAAGUUGCUCAAAAGCUUUAGGUAACUUAAAUGUGUCACGAAUGGUAAACUUUUUAGGAUAUUAAAGCUAUCAUAGCCCCGGGGUGUGCAACUAUGGUAAGAGGAAGAAAGUGGUGCAUGUAAAUGUACUAAUACAGGGUAGGCCAUAUAGCGUUUGCUUUUUGAACCACCUAUUUUUUUGAGAAUGGUAACACAAAUGACAUGUCAAAUGUGUUUAUAAUUUACUUAAAGGUUUGACAUUUACAAAAUGGGACGCUAUACGCCUGAGCAAAAUUGGGAAAUAUUGAAAACCUAUUUCCAAAGUGGUGAGUCUUCUUCUUCUUUUCUGGUUUUCGGUGGCUAUGUCAAUAAGCAAAAUUGU